AUAAUAGUCGAAAUUCUCAUAGCUAUAGCUGCAGUCCUAGCUAACUUCUCAAUCAUCUUUCUCUUCAUAAAAGUACGCCAUCUACGUAGAUCUACAGCUAAUAGCUACAUAACAUCUCUAGCUAUGGCUGACUUCUUAGUCGGUUUAUUUGGCGUACCGUCGGCAAUUUUAACCGAAAUCGGCUUACCGACUAACUUUCGAUUGUGUUUGAUAUCUACUUCGGUAUUGCUUCUCAUAUGUACGGUAUCCAUCUUUUCACUGUUGAUCGUCACACUAGAUAGGUACAUGGCCGUCUUGCACCCUUUCAAGUACCGCAGAGUUUAUAGGCGGGGCUGGGUCAAAAAAAUUGUCGUUGUGAUUGGCUGGAUGUUUGGGUGUCUUCUAGGGUGCUUUCCGCUCAUUGGAUGGAACUUAGGGGAACCCAAAUAUAAAAGGUGUUUCUUCGCGGAGGUCAUCGAUCCGGCCUACCUUGCUUUCCUCUUCUGGACGACAAUUCUCCUUCCGUCAUUCAUCAUGGCCUACGCCUACGUCCGGAUCUAUCUCGAAAUUCGGAAACAGGUGAGAGGAGGAUUGAUAAAAGAGAGAGAGAGAGAGAGAGAGAGAGAGAGAGAGAGAGGGAGAGAGAGAGAGAGAGAAAGACAGAUUUUCCGAAGUCUGGCACUAAUCGUGACCACCUUCCUCCUCUCUUGGUUGCCUCUCUACCUAACCAACACCGUAUCCCUACACUGCCCCUGUUGUUCGAAGCCUAAGAACAUGCUCCUAUUCUUUAUUUGUCUCUCCCACUUAAAUUCCGUCUGGAAUCCGCUGAUGUAUGCGUGGGGUACUAAGGAGUAUCGCCAGGCAUUU
This is a messenger RNA of Helobdella robusta, 846 nucleotides long. RefSeq lists its product as hypothetical. Gene Ontology annotation, cellular component: membrane. NCBI's taxonomy places the organism in Eukaryota, Metazoa, Annelida, Clitellata, Rhynchobdellida, Glossiphoniidae. The record is from RefSeq and is a predicted model, not a curated record. Gene Ontology annotation, molecular function: G protein-coupled receptor activity. The transcript is spliced from 3 exons. Gene Ontology annotation, biological process: G protein-coupled receptor signaling pathway. The annotation marks the transcript as partial.